AUGACGGGAUGGGGAAGGGGCAAAGGACAGCAACCUAAGGCUGGGGAGCCGGAAAAACUGCCCGGCGAUUCCAAAAAAGGAGCCCAAAGUGGAACGGGGCUGCCUCCGGUGGGCGUGGGUAGCCCUUCCCUCAGCGGAGGUGUUCAGGCAAAGGCUGGACCAGCCACUUGUCUGGAAUGUUCUAGAAGGGAUUCUUGUGGCAGGACGGGUCGGACCAGAGGGAAGGUCCCAUCCCACUGCGAGAUGCUCCAAGUCAGCGAUUUCUGUGGCUCACUGAAUCGCCUGGAUGCCCCUGUGCUGGGCGUUGGCAUUACCCCAAAGCCUUCUCUUUCUCACCACCCUGGUCCUGGGUCUCGUUGGGGUGGCCCGAGGUGGCCCAGCCAGCUGUUCGGGGGCCGGGUGGUGGCGGCGGCAGCCGCUUGUCGUCUGGAUGACAAGGAGAGUGAAUCUUGGGGGGCCCUGCUGAGCGCGGAGCGGCUGGAUGCCUGGAUUUGCUCCCUCGUUGGCUCGCUCAUGGUGGGGCUCAGCGGGGUCUUACCUCUGCUGGUCAUUCCCCUGGAGACGGGCGCUGCCCUCCGAUCUGAAGCUGGAUCCCACCGCCUGAAGCAGCUGCUGAGCUUUGCCCUGGGGGGGCUCCUGGGGAACGUGUUUCUGCACCUGCUCCCGGAGGCCUGGGCAUCCACGUGCAGUGCCACCCCCGGUGGGGGAGGGCAGAGCCUGCAGCAGCAGCAGCUCCUGGGGCUUUGGGUCAUUGCCGGCUUCCUGACCUUCCUGGGGCUGGAGAAGGCGUUCCUAGACAGCAAGGAGAAGGACCGGCCCAGCCAGGCCCCCAUCAAAGACCCGGCUGCUGCCGUGGCGCAAGAGGGCCGCUGCCUGGCCCUGCCGGCUGCAGUACCAGGCCUGAGCAUUGAGGUCCAGAAAAUCAAAAUCAGUGGCUAUCUCAAUCUGUUGGCAAACACCAUCGACAACUUCACACAUGGGCUGGCUGUAGCUGCCAGCUUCCUGGUGAGCAAGAAGAUCGGGCUUCUGACCACGAUGGCUAUUCUGCUCCACGAGAUCCCCCACGAGGUAGGUGAUUUUGCAAUCCUGCUUCGGGCUGGCUUUGACCGAUGGAGUGCAGCCAAGCUGCAGCUCUGGACAGCGCUGGGGGGCAUCCUUGGUGCCUGCUUUGCCAUCUGUGCCCAGUCACCCAAGGGAGCAGGGGAGACCAUUGCCUGGAUCCUCCCCUUCACGUCAGGGGGCUUUCUCUACAUUGCCUUGGUCAAUGUGCUGCCAGACCUCUUGGAGGAAGAGAACCCUUGGAACUCCCCUGCAGCAGGUGCUAUUGCUGUUCACGGGCAUCGUGAUGAUGGUGCUCUUCUCGCUCCUGCUGAGUAACACCCCCGGGGAUACCCCUUGCCCC
Messenger RNA from Dromiciops gliroides (monito del monte), 1402 nucleotides. It is a transcript of the gene SLC39A13, whose product is annotated as solute carrier family 39 member 13. Gene Ontology annotation, biological process: zinc ion transmembrane transport; intracellular zinc ion homeostasis. The record is from RefSeq and is a predicted model, not a curated record. Gene Ontology annotation, cellular component: membrane. Gene Ontology annotation, molecular function: zinc ion transmembrane transporter activity. NCBI's taxonomy places the organism in Eukaryota, Metazoa, Chordata, Mammalia, Microbiotheria, Microbiotheriidae.